Messenger RNA from Triticum turgidum subsp. durum (durum wheat), 4626 nucleotides. NCBI's taxonomy places the organism in Eukaryota, Viridiplantae, Streptophyta, Magnoliopsida, Poales, Poaceae. The record is from the annotation of a GenBank genome assembly.
AUGGCUCCCGCCGCAAAGCGGGGCGCCAAGGGCACCAAAUGGAACAGAGACCCGCAGCUCGGGGACCUCGUCCUCGCCAAGGUCAAGGGCUACCCUUUCUGGCCAGCCAAGGUGAGCAGGCCGGAGGAUUGGAAUCAGGAGCCCACUCCGCGCAAGUUCUUUGUCCUCUUCUUUGGCACCAAAGAGAUUUUUCAAUUAUUGAUAAGUACUCUUAACCGCUCCUACAGCCUUUCAUUUUCUUCCAAAUAUGCUUUCGUAGGUUUGCCAGAUCUCCAGCCAUUUACAGAACAGGUGAAGAAUGACUUGGUAAAUCAAGCUCGAGAGAAAAGAUUUCCGAAAAGACAUGCGAAAGGUCUUGAAGAAGCCUUGGUGGAGAUAUGCAAGGCCUAUGACGAGCUGCCAAAAUCAUCUGAAACUGCCAAUGAUGUGUUGCCUGAUCAAACUCUUGAUAUGAGUGAGAAACCUACAGAAUCCCUUGUAAAGCCACCUGAUGAUGGUGAGACUCCAAGAGUGGAACAAAUGGAAGUUGAUAGUUCUGUGGACAACUUGAAUACUUUAAGGCACGGUUCAGGAACCGAGGAGAAUGUGAAAGAUGGUGGUCAUGACAGAAAGGACAUUGUUCCAGCAGUUAUUAAUAGGAAAAAACCUGCAGAAAAGGAUUCUGACCAUCCCAAGAAAAAGAAGCCUGUGACAUCGAAGUCAGCUACCAACAUGCACCUUGAACAAAUGGAAGUUGAUAGUUCUGUGGGCAACUUGAAUAAUUUAAGGCACGGUUCAGGAACUGAGGAGAACGUGAAAGAUGGUGGUCAUGACAGAAAGGAUACUUUUCCAACAGUUACUAAUAGGAAAAAAUCUGUAGAAAAGAAUUCUGACCAUCCCAAGAAAAAGAAGCCUGUCACAUCGAAGUCAGCUAUCAACAUGCACCUUGAACAAGCACGCUCACCAACCUCUCUGUUCUCAGGAAGAGAGACUGAAGGCCAAAAAGUUGGGAAAGAGGGCCGUCCAACUGAAGGUAUCCUUUUGGACCCUAAUGUAGAGAUAGUUUGUGCCCUUGAAGUGCCAAAGAAAGAUAAAUCCAAGAUGCAGUUGAAGACUGCUGACAGGGAGGAAAACAAGCAUGUCGAUGGCACUGGUAUUUCUGGGAGGACUACUCCUGAGGCUCUACCUGGUACUGUACCAGCCAAUAGUGCUGACAAAGAGAGCGGAGGAUUUAGAAAGCUGAAACCGAUGAUGAAACAAUCACUUAUGGACAAAUCAGAGAGAAGGUGCCCUAACAAAGUAAUGGUUGACAAGCCUAACAAGCAGUUGACUGUAAAAUCACCUGUUGUCUUGUCUUCCAAUAAGAAAUCUCUGCCUGGUAGUGGUCAGCGCAAGCCGGAGGGUAGCACUGAUAUGCGUCCGGCAAAGAGGCCAAAACUAGUAGACAGAGCCAAUGAAACAGUUAAGACAGGGGCAAAGAGUGAACUUAGGUUACCUGUUGAUAAUGGAAAGGAUAAUUCUGUGAAAAAUGAGAAAUCCACUUCCGUUGGAGCCAGAAACAACACAUUUCCCGAGACUGUAACCGCUGAUGGUAGGACAAGGAAAUCAGGUGUAGUUGUAUCACCCCUACCAAGGCCGCAUUCUGAGCGAAUGGAACAGGCACCUGGUUCUGCAACCAAGUUAAUUGGUUUUGAUACUGCUAAGAAGGGCUCCAGCAUGAGGGAGGAUGGCUCACGUGUUGGUAGGCCAUUGGCACAACCCAGGAGAAGAGCAUGUCGUUUCGAUGAUGAUGAGGAGGAAGAACAACGAACCCCACCUCAUAAAACUGUGGCCAAAUCAAUCUCCACUCAUGUAACCCCAACAGACAAGAUCCAUCAGACAGGUAUUCGGGGGAUUCCUUCAUCACAAGUUGGCAAUGUUUCUGCAAAAAAAUCUGGUUUGGCAAGAGAAGAGAAACCCAGAAGUGUUGGAAGGUCACCUGUGAAGCACGAGCCAAUUUAUUCACCAAGUCAAGGUAAAGUGCACGCUAGACCACAAAUGACUGGGCGAAAAUCGGCCACUAUCUCAGUUGACACUUCUUCUGCUUUGGGUAACAAGAUUAACCCGGCAGACCGCAAAUCCUCGGACCAAUUAAAAAAUCCAGGAUCAUCUGAAGUGAAGAAACCGCAAGGUAGUUCUUCUAAAGUAGUGCAGCAGACAUCUGGGAACUCUCACUCUCAAAGCCAUGCUACCUUAGAAAAGAAUGUACUUCUGUCUAAAUCAGAAAAUGCCAAGGUUAAAGCUAAGCCCAGCACACAGAUAGCUAUGACUGCCGAGAAUAGGUUAAGUGCCACUUUGUCAGAUGAACGAAGCGGGAAGCUGGAUCACUCUAAAGAGGACAGAUCAAAUUUUGUUGAUAAAGCAGAUUUCGCUGAGUCUAAUGCUGACUCUGACAAGUCAAUUAAGCGUCUUAUUGCAGCUGCCCAAGCAAAGAGAAACCAUCUUGCGUCUGGUCAAGGAAAUUCUGAUGGCUCUUCUGCAGAUAAUGCUGUUCUUGCUUCCGCAGCGUAUGGCUUGCCUGGACUAAGUCCUAGUCCUGUUUUUCACAUUCCUUCUGCAUCAAGAAAUGCUAUUUCAGAGGGUGACAUCAUGCAAUCUCAAGAUUCCAUCUGUGAACCUGGUCACCGAGUUGAUCUGAAAAAGCCAGCAGAAACUGACCAUGAACAUGAAAAGAGUCCGAAACCUAAGCAAUCCAGCAGUUCACUGGGUGGUGGUACUGAUGCAGCAAUUGCACGUGAUGCCCUGGAGGGAAUGAUAGAGACUCUGUCGAGGACAAAGGAUAGUAUAGGUCGUGCUACACGUCAUGCAAUCGAGUGCUUGAAACAUGGCAUUGCUGAAGAGAUUGUUGCGCUUCUCAUAAGGAAAAUCGAGAAUGAGCCUAAUUUGCAUCGCAAGGUUGAUCUCCUUUUUCUUUUGGACUCCAUAACACAGUGUUCUCACUCUCAGAAAGGCGUUGCUGGGGCUUCAUAUGUUCCCACUGUUCAAGCUGCAUUACCUCGUCUUUUGAGUGCUGCUGCUCCACCUGUAGCUGGUGCUCGUGAAAACCGACGCCAGUGCCUAAAAGUUUUAAGAUUGUGGCUAGAGAGAAAGAUUAUGCCAGAAAAUGUACUGCGAAAAUACAUGAAUGACAUAGAGGUGCCAAAUGAUAACACACACGCUGGUUUCAUGCUCAGGCGACCGUCCCGAGCUGAACGUUCUGUUGAUGACCCUAUUAGGGAGAUGGAUGACAUGCUUGUUGAUGAAUAUGGCAGUGCCCGGGAGCUCACGAUGGUUGAGCUUGGAGCCGUGUUGCAAGACCACAAGCCACAGUGGCAGUGGUGUGGGCUUGACAAGUGUGCAUGCUCGCGGCCUUGUAUGGGCAUACGGGGAGUAUUCUAUGAGAAUGUCAGUGCCACAUGCUUUGACCAUAGUAAGGCCCUUAGUAAUACAACCAUUGAGUUCUCUGGAAUAUUAUCAUCAAAUGUCUUUGUAAAUGAUGAGGAUUUCCGUCGGAUUGAUGGGUCAUUGCCAGUUAUUUCACUGCGAGUUGGAGGGGGUGGGAUACAAGAAAGUGAAGAGAUUAUUGCUCCAAACUCUGUUGAGGAACACAUUACGGUACUAGAAAGUGCAACUAGUGAUGCUGUAAUGGAAGAUGCUUCAGUUUUACCAAGGAACAGUCAACAGAUAGAGGGAUCUACCCUCAUUGAGCAUGAUUCUAAGCAGGAAGCAGGUUCAGAGGAGGCAUUGACUAAUCAGUACGAGCUUCCCCCUCUACCUGAGGGUCCUCCACCUCUUCCACUGGAUUCAUUAUCUCCCCAGCCUUUACCUGAGGGCCCUCCACCUCUUCCAUUGGAUUCACCGCCUCCCCCACCUCCUUUGCCCCCUUCACCACCACCUGCUACACCACCUCCGCCGCCACCACCACUUUCACCAUCUUCGCCACCUCCACCGCCACCCCUGCCAUCUGGACCACCUCCGCAGCCUGCUCCACCACCUCCUCAUCCUUCAAUCCCGCCACCUGUUCCGUCAUCUCCAUCAUCACUGGGUUAUCAGCAUGCCAUGCCAGAAUAUUUUAGGCCUCCCAAUGGUAACCAACUAACAGGAAAUUCAUCAAUUCAAGGUGUUGGAAAUACGCCGAACUUUAUGCCUGCUGUACCAGUGAAUGCACAAGCUCCAGUUAAUUAUGCCCCAUCAUUGCCACCGGAUUAUGGAAGCAACAAUAUCUUUCUGCCACAGCAAGCUUCUAAUGGUAAUUAUCAGUUUCAGCCUGGUGUAUCUUUUCAUCAAGGGGCUUUCAGUGCUUUCCCAUCGGCACAAACACCACCAGUUCACCCCCACACUCAUCACACACACAUUAACCCCAUGGGCCAACAAUCUGUACCACCUCCAUGCAAUUCUUAUGGUGUACAGCCCUUUCCAAAUAGUCAAAGCCAGUAUACAUCGGAAGAACAGUGGCGAAUGACAUCUGGUAACUUCAGUCCAGAUGACCAGCAUAAUACCUGGUUACCAGGUGGCAGAUCACUAUCUUGUUCAGACGGGUCAUUCAUGCAGGAUGGCCAUGUUGUUCCUCACAUGCUGCCAGCCAAGCCUGAUAUUCAUGCACUUAAUUGCUGGAGGCCUUCUGGAUGA